Molecule: messenger RNA, 1937 nt
Organism: Oxyura jamaicensis (ruddy duck)
Lineage: Eukaryota; Metazoa; Chordata; Aves; Anseriformes; Anatidae
Product: translation initiation factor IF-2-like
Exons: 2
Coding region: 1-969 (322 amino acids)
Source: RefSeq, a predicted model, not a curated record
AUGGGGAUGAGGAUGAGGAGGGCGGCGGGGAGGACCCCGCUCUCCCCGGGAUGCGCCUCCUCCGCCCGGCUCUCUCUCUCUCUUCGGGGCCUGCCCGCUCCCCGCUGCUGUCCCGAGGCGCAGCCCGGCCCCGGCCGGCCGUCCCGCUCGCCUUCCCCGCCCCUCUCCCCGGCGGCCAGCCGCGCGGUGCACAGGCCCCGCCGGCGGCCAGCAGGACCCGGGGGCGACGGGGGGGGGAUCCGCGCCGGCCUCCCGGCCUCUCCCCGGGGCCUGGUACGCGAUCUCCGCGGGGAGACGAGGCCUGGCGAGGGGCGAGCGGCCCCGGGAAGGUCACCGGCACGGCGCUGCCGGGCACGGGGAGGCUUCCUCCGGCACCGCCGCCGCUACCGCUGCCGGCCCAGCCUCAGCGGCCGCUGGGUGCCGCGCUCCGCCCGGGCUCGCUCUGUGCCGCUGCCCGGCGGCCGCCUCCGGGUCCGAGUGCCAGGCUGCCCCCUUCCCCUUUCUUUCUUCCUUCCUUCCUUCCUUCCUUCCUUGCCUCCCGCCCCUUCCCCGCUGCCAGCCUUCCCCCGCCGGCUCCCUCCGGCGCCCGGUGCCAGGCUGCCCCCUGCGGGUCCCGCCGCCGUAGGCUGCCCACCGCCGGCGGCCCGAGGCGGAGGCGGGCUUGCAGGGCAGCCGCCGCUGCCUACCGGCGGCUACCGAGAACCGGCCGCUCGCCUCCGCCGCUCUGCCCGAGGCUCAGCGGCAGCUGCAGUGCCUGUGUGUCUGUGUCAUGUCUGUGCAUGGGCGGGCGGAGGCGCGGGGCCGAGGCGGAGCCAGCCCGUGACACACCGCCCAGCGACAGGCGCCCGGCGCCCAACCAGCGGCGGCCUCGCCGAGCGGCGCCCGGGGCCGCCGCACCUGGGCCCGGCCGCUCGGGUUUGUAACUGCUUUGGUGACAGUCAUGAUGAAAGAAUUGCUGGAGAUGUAUGAAGGAGGAAACAAGAUUGUAUAUACGGCUUCAUUAUUAAGAAAACCAGGUUGUCUGCUGCCUAUCACUGGAAGUCUCAGCAGAUAAACAUUUUUUUGUCUCAUGCUGUGUCUUAAAAACUGGUAAAUUGUCAGUCUGAUCCUACAAAAUACUGAACAAUUUCUGCAGAUUCAUAAUGUUCUUAUCUACUAUUAGAGCAGAGAAGUCUCAGCACCCACAACAUUUCUUAGGUUUUAAGAGCAGCAUGGAUUAUUAGGAUUGUCUAAUGUACCUCCAUACAUGACAAAUGAUGGAGCUUAAUACUGCGGCAAAGUAUUGUACUUGAAAUUGCUCUGCAUCUGUCAGGUUGCUUUCCUACACAGAAUGGACAACAGUUGUUCAAGCCCAAGGGAGCAUUCAUCAAGCUCUGGCUGAGAACGAUUACCACCAGGUUACGAGAACUAACAUGGACAGGAGGAGCAACUACCUGUGAAGAUAAAGUUUUUCGGAAACUAAGUUUAUAAACAAGUAAUCUUUUCACAUUAAUCAUAAAAUUGCUCCAUCAGUCUUUGUCCUUGAAGAUUCUGAAGUGACAAUUGCUUUGGACAUGGAGUAAAAAAAUAGCACAGAAGGAUAAUUAUGCCAAGGACAUGUAAAAAUAAAAAUUAGCUGCAAAUACUUGCACUUCAGAUCUCAUUCAGCCAGAAAGAAUUUUUUCUGAGAAGCUACACAGGUUCUGGAGAAAGAGGUCUACUUACAUUAAAAAGCAAAACCUGUAAUAAUGUCAAGUAUAGGGUUUUAAAAAUAAACAGUUAUUUAAGGUUGCAAAUCUGAAAGUUUUAACAAUCCUAUUAAUAAAAAUACGUAAACCAGACAUUCCCUUUUGAAUAAAAAUGUCUAUUUUGAGGUGGUGCUAAUAUAAAGGCUUUUAUAAGAGCUUUUAGGGGUUACCUCUAAUGCGCAAUACAAUAAAUGAUACUAGUAUGAAUUA